Molecule: messenger RNA, 8201 nt
Organism: Girardinichthys multiradiatus
Lineage: Eukaryota; Metazoa; Chordata; Actinopteri; Cyprinodontiformes; Goodeidae
Product: echinoderm microtubule-associated protein-like 6
Exons: 43
Coding region: 1223-7144 (1973 amino acids)
Molecular function (GO): microtubule binding
Source: RefSeq, a predicted model, not a curated record
GGCAUCUAGAUAAAACCACCAAUAAUAACAACAAUGAUUAUAAAAAGAGGAAGAAAUGAUUGGAAGUUGACCAGGAAGCUUCAGCGGCUUUUAUUUUGAAAUUCUCCGGAGGAAGUCUUUCUCACUGUUUCCAUCUUGAUGUGGUCAGUGAUCCCUAAACUUCCCGUUAUUAUUCCCGCUUUGCUCCUGUUUUUUUGGGUCCAGCGGGCUGUUGGUGCCUUUGGAACCGCCCUGAGUGUCUGUCCGGCUGCAGAACCUGUCACUGUGGGCCGAGGGGCUGAUUAGGAGCAGCGAGGUCAGAUUCUGGUUCUGUAAUCUGCGGAUUUCAGGCUGAACAGACGGCGGAGGGAUUUUCUGCAAUUCCAGCCUUCCCGGAGUCAUCAACGGAAUUAAAUGAUGAAAUUGUGAUUGGGUUCGUGUCCGCAGCUUAUCCGACCGGACCGAAACCUAGUGGGCUGAUCAGAGCCGCGCCAGCCCGCUGAGGAUGUGCUUUUGUCCGUAUUAUUGAUCCAGGAUGAUGGACUCAGAGCUCCAACCGAAUUCUUAUUCUAAAGAAACAGGUUUUGCAGUUGCAGGUUUAAACUAGUUUUUAUGUGAACUGGGUUCAGAUCGGAUUUACACCAGAUAUUAAUAUCAAAUUAAACCUGUGAGACUCUGUUUUAUUUAAACACAGCUGCUCAAUUUCUCUGGAUAAUAAGUAAUAAAAUAUUAUUUUUAAUCAUGUGAAAAAUUAAACUCAGGCUAGAACCUGAAUACAUUUAAACUUUUUAUAUGAAUAAAAUAUGAUAAACAUUCAUUUUCCAACCAAAGAUAUAAUAAAUCUGUUCACAGCAGAGACAUUUUUAUUUCUAUAGAAUAAAUUAACUGUUUCAGCAGAUUUAGCUGAGCUUUUGUCUUCUGAAUAUGAAACAAUGCAAGACAUGGUGAAUGAAUACAGCCUUAUUCUUGAGAAUGAACUUGUUUCAAGUCUGAAGGAACCACACAUGAUCUGAUAGAACCACCCAUGAUCUGAAGGAACCACACAUGAUCUGAUAGAACCACCCAUGAUCUGAAGGAACCAUGUUUGUUAAUAGGAAGAUUUGAUGAAUGUCCGAGUUUGUGUUUUCUCCAAUUAGGAGAGUGGCAUUAUGGGAAGUGUAGUUGGCUGUUGCUCAGUUAAAAGAACUCCAAAGAGAGACUACAGCUCCCAGCAGUCAGACUGAACGUGCUCAGAACUUGUUGAAUGCUGCUGGAACCCAACAUGUCGGAUAAAACGGCACCGCGCUGCCAGCUCCGGUUGGAGUGGAUCCACGGUUACCGGGGCCACCAGUGCCGGAACAACCUGUACUACACAGCAGGGAAGGAGGUGGUUUACUUUGUAGCUGGGGUGGGUGUGGUCUACAACACCCGGGAACACACACAGAAGUUCUUCCUGGGCCACAAUGAUGACAUCAUCAGUCUGGCGAUCCACCCUGAUAAGAUCCAGGUGGCAACAGGUCAAGUGGGGAAAGACCCGUUCAUCUGUAUCUGGGACACCUACGCCAUGCAGACCGUCUCCAUCUUGAGGGACAUCCACACCCACGGAGUCGCCUGUCUUGCCUUUGACUCAGACGGUCAGCGAUUGGCCUCAGUCGGGCUGGACGCCAAGAACACGGUGUGUAUUUGGGACUGGAGGAGAGGGCGUGUCCUCGCCAUGGCAACCGGCCACUCGGACAGAAUCUUUGACAUCUGCUGGGAUCCACUCCAGACCAGCCGCCUGGUCACCUGUGGAGUCAAGCACAUUAAGUUCUGGACCCUGUGUGGAAACGCUCUGACUCCGAAGCGAGGCAUCUUUGGGAAGACAGGUGACCUGCAGACCAUUUUGUGUGUCUCUGCAGCCAAAGAUGAGCUGACGUACUCCGGAGCUCUGAACGGAGAUGUUUAUGUAUGGAAAGGAAUUACUUUGAUCCGGACUGUCCAGGCUGCACAUGGGGCAGGGAUCUUUAGCAUGCAUGCCUGUGAGGAAGGAUUUGCCACCGGAGGACGCGAUGGCUGCAUCAGACUGUGGGACGUGGACUUCAAAGCAAUCACCAAGAUUGAUCUGAGAGAGGCCGAGCAUGGCUACAAAGGACUGUCAAUCCGCAGUGUUUGUUGGAAAGCUGACCGGAUUCUGGCUGGGACCCAGGACAGUGAGAUUUUUGAGGUGAUGGUUCGUGACAGGGACAAGCCAGUUCUGCUGAUGCAGGGUCACAGUGAGGGCGAACUCUGGGCACUGGACCUGCACCCAAAACAGCCGGUCGCUGUCACCGGGAGUGACGACCGCUCAGUCAGGCUCUGGAGUCUAAUGGACCACACCCUACUGGCUCGUUGCAAUAUGGAGGAGUCUGUUAGAAGUGUUUCCUUCAACAACGAUGGCUCUCAGCUUGCUCUGGGUAUGAGGGACGGUUCAUUCACUGUACUGCGAGUCAGGGACAUGACUGAGGUUGUGCAUAUCAAGGACAGGAAGGAGGUCAUCCAUGAGCUGAAGUUCUCUCCGGAUAGUUCCUUCUUGGCGGUGGGCUCUAACGAUGGCUUGGUGGACAUCUACGCUGUUGCUCAGCGCUUCAAGAAGGUGGGCGAGUGCAGCCGUUCAACCUCCUUCAUCACCCACCUGGACUGGUCUGUCGACAGCCGCUUCUUGCAGACCAACGAUGGCACUGGAGAGCGGCUUUUCUACAGGAUGCCAGGUCAGGUCACGUAUAGUUCUGCAGGAAAACUCAUUCUUAAAGAAGAAGCAAAGGGGAUCCACUGGAUGACCUGGACUGGCAUCAUUGGGCCAGAGGUGAACGGAAUCUGGCCCAAAUACUCCAACGUGACCAACGUAAACUCAGUGCAUGCCAACUAUAGCAGUGCUGUGCUAGUGACCGGGGAUGAUCUGGGUCUCAUCAAGCUCUUUAGGUUCCCUUGCCUAAAGAAAGGGGCCAAAUUUAAGAAGUACACUGGUCACUCUGCUCAUGUGACCAACGUUCGCUGGUCCAAUGACCUCCAGUGGGUCAUCAGCACUGGGGGUGCCGACCACGCUGUUUUCCAGUGGAGGUUCCUUCCUGAAGGUGUCAUGAAUGGUGUUCUGGAGCCGCUUCUUCAAGAGGGGUACGCUGACUCCAACAGCGGCGAGUCGGACUCAGACGUGUCAGAUGUUGCAGAGCUCGACUCGGACAUUGAACAGGAAGCUCAAACAAACUAUGAACGGCAGGUGUAUAAGGAGGAUCUGCCACAGCUCAAGAAGAAGCUGAUUGGUUCCUUGAAGCGUCAGAAAGCUCCAGAGGAGGGGCUUCGUCUGCAAUUCGUUCAUGGGUACCGCGGCUUCGACUGUCGCAACAACCUGUUCUACACCCAGACGGGGGAGGUGGUGUUCCACGUGGCCGCCGUUGCCGUCAUCUACCACCGGCUGCAGCACAGUCAGCAGUUUUACCUCGGACAUGACGAUGACAUUCUCAGCCUUGCUGUUCACCCUCUGAAAGACUACGCUGCAUCUGCACAGGUUGGCAGGGACCCGGCCAUCCACGUCUGGGACAUCCAAAGUCUGAAGUGCCUGUCCCUGCUCAAAGGUCACCACAGCAAAGGAGUCUGUGCUUUGGACUUCACAGCGGACGGGAAGAGUUUAGUCUCUGUAGGAAUUGAUCAGUUUCACUCCAUCGUCAUCUGGGAUUGGAAGAAAGGAGAGAGGUUGGCUAAGGCCAGGGGUCACAAAGAUAAGAUCUUUGUGGUGAAGAGUAACCCCUUCAGGAUGGACAAACUGGUGACUGUGGGGAUCAAGCACAUCAAGUUCUGGCAGCAUUCAGGAGGAGGUCUGACGUUUAAACGAGGAAUAUUUGGGAACCUUGGGAAGCAGGAAACGAUGAUGUCAGCAUGUUAUGGCCGAUCUGAGGACAUGGUGUUCUCUGGAGCCACCAACGGAGAUGUUUAUAUCUGGAAAGACACCACCCUCAUGAAGACCAUCAAAGCACACGACGGCCCUGUCUUCGCCAUGUGCUCCCUGGACAAGGGUUUUGUGACCGGGGGAAAGGAUGGCAUCGUGGAGCUGUGGGAUGACAUGUUUGAGCGAUGUUUGAAGACAUAUGCCAUCAAGAGGACUGCUCUUUCACCGUCCUCCAAAGGUCUCCUGCUGGAGGACAACCCAUCUAUCAGAGCCAUCACUCUGGGUCACGGUCACAUCCUGCUUGGAACAAAAAACGGGGAAAUCCUGGAGAUCGACAAGAGCGGGCCGAUGACGCUGCUGGUUCAGGGUCACAUGGAGGGGGAGGUGUGGGGGUUGGCGGCUCAUCCUUUACUUCCUGUCUGCGCCACCGUCAGUGAUGAUAAAACUCUGAGGAUCUGGGAGCUGUCAGCCAACCACAGGAUGGUUGCUGUCCGUAAACUGAAGAAAGGUGGGCGGUGCUGCACUUUCUCUCCGGAUGGUAAAGCUCUGGCGGUUGGUCUGAAUGACGGCAGCUUCAUGGUGGUGAAUGCGGACACGCUGGAGGACAUGGUGACCUUCCACCACCGCAGGGAGCUCAUUUCAGAUAUCCGUUUCUCCUUAGAUGCUGGAAAGUAUCUGGCUGUGGCGUCCCAUGAUUCCUUUGUGGACAUUUACAACAUCCUGACCAGUAAGAGAGUUGGAAUCUGUAAAGGAGCUGGGAGCUACAUCACUCAUAUCGACUGGGACUCCAGAGGUAAACUUCUGCAGGUGAACACCGGAGCAAAAGAUCAGCUUUUCUUUGAGGCUCCACGAGGACGCAAACAGAACAUUAGUGUGUCAGAGUUUGAGAAGUUGGACUGGGCCACCUGGACUUCUGUUCUGGGUCCCACUUGUGACGGAAUAUGGCCGUCAUUCAGCUUUGUGAAUGCCGCUUCCCUCACUAGAGAUCACAAACUUCUCGCCACAGGAGAUGACUUCGGCUUCGUCAAACUGUUCAGCUUCCCAUCCCGGGGUCAGUUUGCUAAGUUUAAGAAGUACGUGGGUCACAGCACCAACGUGACAAACGUGCGCUGGUCCAACGACGACACCGUCCUUCUGUCUGUGGGCGGAGCUGACACGGCGCUAAUGAUCUGGACCAGAGAGCCGCCAGGUCACAAGGAGAGCAAAGCUGUGGACAGCGAGGAGUCUGAUGAUGACCCUGAGGAGGAUGGAGGGUACGACAGUGAUGUGGCUCGGGAGAAGGUGGUCGACUAUGUCACCAAGAUCUACACAGUUAGCAUCAGGAACAUGUCAGGAACCAAACCACACCUGCAGCACAGAGAGAUUCCUUUGGAGGAGAGGCCUCCUGUGAGCCGGGCCGUGCCCCUGCCCGAUAAACUGCUGAAGGACAAUGUGAUCAAGAAAAAGAAAGUGGUGGAGGAGCUUCUGCUGGAACAUGUCUUCGGCUACAGAGGCUUCGACUGCCGCAACAACCUGCACUACCUCAACGACGGAGCGGACAUCAUCUUCCAUACCGCCGCAGCCGUGGUCAUCCAGAACCUGUCCGCCGGAACUCAGAGUUUCUACCUGGAACACACUGAUGACAUUCUCUGUCUGACGGUCAACCAGCACCCAAAGUACCAAAACAUCAUCGCCACUGGACAGAUCGGUGACGCCUCUGACCUGCCAGAGACCGAAGUGUCCGGCCUUGCUCCAUCCAUCCAUGUGUGGGAUGCAAUGACCAAGCAGACUCUUUCCAUCCUGCGAUGUUCCCAUUCUAAAGGCGUUGGUUACAUCCACUUUAGUGCAACAGGGAAGCUGCUGCUGUCGGUGGGUGUGGAACCUGAGCAUACCAUCACAGUGUGGAGAUGGCAAGAAGGCACUAAAGUGACCAGUAAAGGUGGCCAUGCUGAGCGAAUCUUUGUGGUGGAGUUUAGACCGGACUCUGACACCCAGUUUGUAUCGGUGGGAAUCAAACACAUCAAGUUCUGGACACUGGUUGGUGGUUCCCUCGUGUAUAAGAAAGGUGUAAUUGGCUCAGUGGAAGAUGGCCGCAUGCAGACCAUGCUGUCUGUCGCCUUUGGUGCUAACAACUUGACUUUCACUGGUGCAAUAAAUGGAGAUGUGUACGUCUGGAGGGAACACUUCCUAGUUCGGGUAGUGGCGAAAGCGCACAGCGGUCCCGUCUUCACCAUGUACACCACAUUGAGGGAUGGACUCAUCGUUACUGGAGGGAAGGAAAGGCCGACUAAAGAGGGGGGAGCUGUGAAGCUUUGGGACCAGGAGAUGAAGCGCUGCAGAGCGUUUCAGCUGGAGACCGGUCAGCCAGUAGAGAACGUCCGAUCCGUCUGCAGAGGGAAGGGUAAACUUCUGGUGGGAACCAAAGAUGGGGAGAUCAUAGAGGUUGGAGAAAAGAAUGCUGCUUCCAACACCAUGAUCAAUGGUCACACUAAGGGAGGAAUCUGGGGUUUAGCAACGCACCCUUUCAAAGAUGUCUUCAUCUCUGCCAGUGAUGAUGGGACCAUCCGCAUAUGGGACCUGGCUGACAAGAAACUCCUGAACAAGGUGAGUUUGGGUCAUCCUGCCAAGUGUACAUCCUACAGCCCCAAUGGGGAGAUGGUUUCCAUUGGCAUGGAGAACGGCGAGUUCAUUGUGCUGCUGGUGAACUCACUCACCGUCUGGGGCAAAAAGAGAGACCGCAGUGGCUCCAUCCAGGAUAUUCGGUUCAGUCCAGACAACCGGUACCUGGCGGUGGGCUCUGUAGAAAGUGCUAUAGAUUUCUAUGACCUUACUCUCGGCCCGUCGCUGAAUCGAAUUGGGUACUGUAAGGACAUCCCUGGCUUCGUCAUCCACACCGACUUUUCUGCUGACAGCAAACACAUCCAGGUGUCCACCAGCACCUACACUCGUCAGGUCCAUGAAGUCCCCUCAGGGAAAAUGGUCACAGAGCUGCCCACCAUUGAAAGGAUCACCUGGGCAACCUGGACCAGCAUCUUUGGUGAUGAAGUUCUCGGCAUUUGGCCUCGGAACGCCGACAAGGCUGACGUUACCUGUGCUUGUGUUUCCCACGCCGGCCUUAACCUGGUGACUGGAGACGACUUUGGCCUAAUCAAACUCUUUGAUUUCCCCUGCCCUGAAAAAUUUGCAAAGCACAAGCGUUACUUCGGUCACUCGGCUCAUGUCACCAACAUCCGUUUCUCCUGUGAUGAUAAAUACGUCAUCAGCGCCGGAGGUAGCGACUGCAGCCUGUUUGUGUGGAAAUGCCAGUGAUGUUUCUGGAAGAAUCCUCCUCCUCCUCUGCUGUUGUGCAUCGUUCCUGCAAGGACCAGAAGUCUGACAUCAAGCUGCAGACCUGGGAGCAGUUUCCUGCUGCAGACGGAGGGUCGAAAGGUCAUGCCUAGCAGGACUCGUCUUGCACAUUCAGAUGCACCCGAUGAAAAUGAGGACAUUGUUGUGUAGUUUGUAGAUUUUGGAGGAUCUCCAACAGCAUGUAGCUGUGUGAUGUGGUGUGUUUUUGUGUCAGUUGUGCCUUUUUAAAAAUCUCUGACCAAACAUUUGAUAUAGUUUUAUUUUACUUGUGGUGCUAUAAUCUUUUAGGGCUUUUAAACAUGUUGAUGCUGUUGUUGUGUUUGUGUCAUGUAAUGAUGAUGAUGAUGAUGAUGAUGAUGAUGAUGAUGAUGAUGAUGAUGAUGCAGUUCACUGCACUGAAGUCAAAAAGAGGAAGAUGGAUCCAGUUCCCAGUUGUUAAAAAGUACACGAGUCCAUCUGUAGAAACCAGUUUCAAAGAUUUCUACCUCUGAACACUGAAAAAAUAUUAUCUGGGCAGAAAAAUAGAUGUUAAAAUACUUCUCUGUUUGUGUAGAUGACGUUUUCAGCCACAUGGUGGCGCUGUUUUCGCUAAAACAAAAUGCUGCCUGAUGACGUAAAGGAAAAUAAUGACAUGAUUUAGAGCGAAUCUGUUUAAAACUGAAGAACCAAACGUCUGAUCCAACUCCGCCUCAUGUAGCACUGCUGAGGUCCAGCUCUGUGAACGGGUCAGACCUGGUACCUCUUUAAAAUAGCUGCAGAAAAUAAACCAGGAAGACGGAGUUUUAGCUAAGCUGUUUAAAAUUGAAACUUAAACCUGGAAACAGUCUAAAGGACAAAGAAGUUGAUGUUUAUGUGGUCAGUUUUAGUUUAGGUUUGUUGUUCAUUAUAAUUUACCUUCAUGCUUCCUGAAUGAUCCCAGAAGGUGUGAAGGAACCAUUUCCGGGUCAGAGGACUCAGGUUGGAAACUUUUAACUAAUGAAGAGUUAGAGAAGAACAAAUAAAACCCAGUAUCAUCCUC